Molecule: messenger RNA, 3679 nt
Organism: Haliotis rufescens (red abalone)
Lineage: Eukaryota; Metazoa; Mollusca; Gastropoda; Lepetellida; Haliotidae
Product: transmembrane channel-like protein 7
Exons: 17
Coding region: 291-2441 (716 amino acids)
Cellular component (GO): plasma membrane
Molecular function (GO): mechanosensitive monoatomic ion channel activity
Source: RefSeq, a predicted model, not a curated record
CUUAACGUAUGCUUUCCAUACACGUCCAUGAAAUAUAUUAUCUAUUCAACUUUGCACGACCCGACUAUUCUUCUUUUGCCUAGAGAACAUUAAACCCACUGUACGAUCCUUCUUGGAAAUAGGUUUAGAGCAAUCAAUAGAGGAACAGUAAGUAUGGUUGAGGAGCAUUCAUGUUGACAAGCCUACUCUUCGACGGUGUCUCACACUGUUAUGACACACGUAUAGCAACGGUCGGGGCAGUCACACACAACAUAUUCAUACCCUGACAUAUUCACAGAUGUUGUCAACUGAUGGGUAAAGUCAAGAUCUAUCCGGAGGCAGGUGCGACGUCUGACGUCGAGAAGCAGAAACUAGCUGCAGGCAGUGGAAUUAAUCUGGAGACCAUCCAGGAUGACCAGCAACUCAUUGAGACAAUCAGAUCCCGUCCGAUCUCCAUCAGGGACAAGAUCAAGCUCAAAGAUGCGCUGUGUUCCGGGUCGGUCGGGCUCUCCACGUGCGAGUCAUGGCGGUACAGUAUGGCCAGGUCAAGGCAGAAGUUCAACAUAAAGGCAAAGGAAGCGAUCAGUACCAUUGAGUUAUGGGGCAGCUCGUUUCACAACAUAGAAGGUCACCAUGGUACGGGGGUAUUAUCCUACUUCGUGUUCCUGAGGUGGAUGUUUGGCUUGAAUAUCCUCCUGUUCCUUCUGAUGUUUGGCUUCAUCACUGUGCCCACUAUCCUCCAGCCUGCCAUCGACUACACCGCCAGCAGCACCGACACCGCAGUGUCGCAGUCGUACAGCUGCACACAAACCUACAAGGAAACCGCCACGACUGACGUCGUACAGUUCAUGCUGCACGUCAUCCAGGGGACGGGGUACAUGGAGAAGACACACCUCUUCUACGGCUUCUAUUCGGGAACCCAGUUCCUGCGAGGAACAGGCACAGCAUCGACCUUUCCGUACAACAUCCCACUGGCUUACUUCAUCACCUCUGCCGCGUGUCUGGUAGUCAGUCUUCUCCUCAUGGCCAAGUACACUGCGAAGGGCUUGUGGGACUUCGUGAUGGACGAGCACGACUCCGGCCACGACUUCUGCAGCAAGGUGUUCUGCAGCUGGGACUACUCCCUCAACGACGACCACACGGCGACUGCAAAGUACAAAAGUAUUAGCUAUGAUUUCAAAUGUGACCUAGCCGAGGACCGCUACAGGAGGCAACAAGCUCGGAUACAGGACAGUUGUUGUAAGCGAUGCGGCCUCUACACCCUCCGCUUCCUGGUCAACGUCUUUGUCAUCGCUUGUCUCGCAGGAGGAGGGGCAGCCAUCUUUUUUGCAACAAAAUGGUCAACUGAAUUCGUGUCCGCUAACCCGUCCGCCGAAAGCUACGUGCUGCUGCUGGUGGAGUUCCUGCCGUCCCUCACCAUCACCGUCCUCAACGUCAUCAUCCCCCUCAUCUUCGACAAGGUCGUCUUGCUUGAGAAGUACUCCCAGGCUGUGGUCGUGCAGAUCACCCUUAUCAGGACUGUGUUUCUGCGUCUGGCCUCCCUGGCUAUGCUGAUAGUGUCCUUGUACACUGAGAUCCAGUGUGAUAACAGAGACAGCUGUGGGACCAAUAUUCUACCUUGUACAGUCAUUCCGUGUUGGGAGACGUACGUGGGACAACAGAUGUACAAGUUGGUCAUCAUGAACUUCCUGGUAACCGUCAUCAAGGUGUUCCUGGUCGAGCUCCCGAGAAAGUUCAUCGUCACCAAGUGUGGGGACAAGUCCAAGCUGCUUCAGAUGAUCGGCCCUCCGGAAUUCCAGAUUCCCCCGAAUGUCCUUGACCUCGUGUACACACAAGCUAUCUGCUGGAUCGGCUUCUUCUACGCCCCUCUGAUACCGGCGCUCAUCAUCGUCCACAUGUUUGUGGUGUUCUAUGUUAAGAGGUUAUCUGCCCUGAAGGCGUGUGAGCCGUCCAAGAGGCCGUACCGAGCGUCUCGCUCCAACUCCUUCUUCAUGGUGGUGCUCUUCCUGGCCUUCUUCGUCUGCUGCAUCCCCGUCAUCUACACCAUGGCCGCUUUAAGUCCUUCAAAAGGAUGUGGCCCGUUCAGGAUCUACGCCUCAAUGUUCACGGUGAUCGACGAAACAGUCCAAGGUUUCCCCGCUGUUGUGGAGUCUAUUUACAACGUCCUCACGUCGGCCGCCAUCACGACUUCGGCCAUAGUUCUGCUCGGGUUGUCGUUGUAUUAUUGCUCGGUGAUAAAGAGGGCACACAUAAAGAUGAAGAAACUGUUGCAGCACCAGCUCACACACAAUGGAAAAGACAAGGAUGUAGAACGUGCAAGAUCACGCUGGGGUCCGCGUGCAGUCAGAGGUGGAAGGUCGGCUGAACCGGUCAGCGAGAAGGUGAAAAAGCAGACUCCUAACUUUAGCGACAUAGACAAGUCUCACAGCAAUGGUGCAGCUCCAUCUGAUAGACAUGCCUAACAGCAACGACACGGCUCCAUCUGAUAGACAUGCCUAACAGCAAUGACACGGCUCCAUCUGAUAGACAACUCUAACAGCAAUGACACGGCUCCGUCUGAUAGACAACUCUAACAGCAAUGACACGGCUCCAUCUGAUAGACAUGUCUAACAGCAAUGACACGGCUCCAUCUGAUAGACAACUCUAACAGCAAUGACACGGCUCCGUCUGAUAGACGUGCCUAACAGCAAUGACACGGCUCCAUCUGAGAGACAACUCUAAAAGCAAUGACACGGCUCCGUCUGAUAGACAUGUCUAACAGCAAUGACACGGCUCCAUCUGAUAGACAUGUCUAACAGCAAUGACACGGCUCCGUCUGAUAGACAUGUCUAACAGCAAUGACACGGCUCCGUCUGAUAGACAUGCCUAACAGCAAUGACACGGCUCCAUCUGAUAGACAACUCUAACAGCAAUGACACGGCUCCAUCUGAUAGACAUGCCUAACAGCAAUGACACGGCUCCAUCUGAUAGACAACUCUAACAGCAAUGACACGGCUCCAUCUGAUAGACAUGUCUAACAGCAAUGACACGGCUCCAUCUGAUAGACAUCUCUAAUAGUAAUGCCAGUUCCUGUCUACAUGACUGUGACAACCGUUGCAGAACGACGUGUUGAACGUCCAUCUUACUCGUCAGCAUCUUGCUGAUCUGCGCUGUACAGCCAUACUGUGAUAGAUAUUACAUGUCGUAAGAUAUUAUAUGUGUAUUUAUACCAAGAGAUUAUAGAAAUAGUUAUUUUGCUAUAUCUGUGAUAUACAUUAUACAGCAUUCAGGGUGCUUGCAGGUGUUGGGGUGACGUUGGAUGGGGAGGAGGGGGGAAGUAGUUGGAGAAACAGCUAAAUAAAUUAAAUGUGCAUGAGUAGCGAAAUGAUUAGGAUGAACAUUUGCUUCAGAGAACAUUAUAAAUGCCCAGGUACCCACUAUAAGACACAUUUGGUAAGUUGACAUAUCGGUGUAUCAUUUGUCGUACUUAGGUUGUGAUUUAUUACCUUCUAGGAAGUCUUGCAAAGUUAUCCUUCAAGUUAUCCUUGUAUUGUCAUUGGCCAAGUAUCAAAAUCCAACAUUGUUCUGGCGAAUGAUAUAAUUACCUGCUAUAAAGUCACCUUAUAUAAAGUCCAGGUAUGUUUAUGAUAUUUAUUCUUUGUUAAAUGAUGUCAUAAUUAAACACGCCCUCCAUGACGGUGUCUGUCCUGUCUUUCCUGAA